GGAACAAAUGCAUAGUGAAAUUGACAGGUGGAAAUGUGACUUCAAUUUUUAGUGAGGUUGGGAGUUUCCACUAAAUCACUAUAUUUUUAAUAUAAGUUACAGUUUCUCCAAAUUUUUGUUUUAGAUAAAAGCGUUCAAGUUAGCUAAUGAAAAUAAAAGUAUUUAUAAGCUCAACUAGAUUUCGCUACAUCAGAAAUUUUAUUUAAAAUAUUAAAGUGGAAUAAUUAUUUGCGGAAAUUAUUUCCUCUUAACAAUAAAAAAUGACCGACAAGAAGGAAGAUAUCCCGAAACCUAAUGUAGAUGAAGAAUUAUCCAACCUUUUAGACAGUGCUCUAGAGGACUUUUCAAAAGUAGACACAGUCAAAAGAGAUGAAAUUUCAACAUCAGAUACUAAUGCUUCAAUUAGCGCUAGUACAGAUAGUCAAGAAUGGUCUCAAGACUUUAUUCAGCAAGCUGCCAGUCAGUUCGAGGAAAAUUUUGCAAAUUUCUUAGCUAGUGCAGAUCCCAAUACAGAAGUAACACCAGAGUUUAUUCAGCAAAAGUUGCAGCAAAUGGCUGACGCUGCUCAACAAGUUCUUGAAAACCCCACACAAGCCACAGAUAAUUCUUCUGAUUUUGCUGCUUCUAUAUCACAAGCUAUUCAAUCUCUGAACGCAGGUGCUGAAGGUCUACAAGCUCCUUUGAAUGAAGAAGAAUUGAUGAAGAUGUUUACUAGUCAAAGAACUGGUCAAGAAAAUGAUCUGUUGCCAUUUAUGCAAGGUAUGAUGCAAGGCUUACUUUCCAAAGAAGUACUAGGACCCAGCUUAGAAGAUUUUGUACAAAAGUUACCAGAAUAUAUAGAAAAAAACAAAGAGACACUAGAUAAAAAAGAUAUUGAACGAUAUGAAAACCAGAGAAAACUCAUGGAGGAGGUGCUAACAGAAUUAAAUAAAGAACAGGAGGGUGAUAGUACUGAAGUUAAGUCUGAAAGGUUUGCUAAAGUACUAUCACUUAUGCAAAAACUGCAAGAUUAUGGACAGCCUCCUUCUGAGUUAGUGGGAGAUUUAGAAACUCCAUUUAGUUUUGACCCUCAAGGCAAUCCACUAAAUUUUCCCAAUCCAGGGCAGGCCAAUUCCGAAUGCAGUCUGAUGUAAAAAGUUAUUGUUAUUGUUUAUUUGAAUUUUAUUUUAAUGGGGUUGGCAAAAAAAUCUCAUCGUGUUGAAAUGUUUAUUUUCUUUCAAUCUAAGUAGUAGAAGUGUAUUUAAUUGAACUUACUACUUUUCAUAAAUAUGAUUAAUUUUGUGUCAAUUGCACAAAUUUUGUGUAACAUGUUUGUUUCGUUUUUUACUAUGGAAACAAUGAAUCAAUG
Molecule: messenger RNA, 1348 nt
Organism: Diorhabda carinulata
Lineage: Eukaryota; Metazoa; Arthropoda; Insecta; Coleoptera; Chrysomelidae
Product: peroxisomal biogenesis factor 19
Exons: 5
Coding region: 261-1133 (290 amino acids)
Biological process (GO): protein import into peroxisome membrane
Cellular component (GO): peroxisomal membrane; peroxisome
Source: RefSeq, a predicted model, not a curated record